Blepharisma stoltei is the source of this 1227-nucleotide messenger RNA. The record is from the annotation of a GenBank genome assembly. Lineage: Eukaryota; Ciliophora; Heterotrichea; Heterotrichida; Blepharismidae.
AUGUUAGGAAAUUUUGAAAUACCCUCUCCUACCCUUAUAGCUCCAAACUGCUCAGAAGUAAGCAGUGAACUCUCCUUAUCCCCGCUCCGUGAAGAAAGUAAAGAGCUGAACACCUUAAGGCUCCAAUCCGCUUUAUUAAAACUCAAGAAAAAUCACAACUACAAAGACCCUCCCACAGACAUUAAGCUUGAACAAUCAAUUGACGGCUCAUGCAAAAUUUACGUCCGUAACACUAACUACAACCACGAUAACUCAUCUGAGCCCACCUGCACCCCUUCACUAAACGAGCCACAAGAACUUUAUCCUACAGAGCUAGAACAGAUAAUCAACAGACUCAGAAAAAUUGCAGAAGCAAGAAAUUCUGAGUCCAUAUCGACCCCGCCUACCCCUACUCAAUGCUAUAUUUCCCUUGAUCACUGCAGCAUUGUAUAUUUCCCUGAAAAUGCUGAAGUCCAAGAAACAUCAGAACAAUAUGAAAAUCUCCCUUCUUCUAAAGACACCCAAACACCCAAUGUGGAGCCUAAAUACAACUUAAAAUGCCCUCAGACUUUACGAUUCAUACAGAGAGCUUUAAUGAGCUGUACAUCAAUAAGCUCUUUGCCUAGAACUCCUGAUGAUAUUGUGCAGGAGUCUAUUGAUAGGUCUAUUAUUAUUAUCCACCCUAGGGAAAUAAAUGAUGAAGGAUUUAGGCCUGCUUUGUCAAGACAUAACUCGUCACAUAAUUAUAGAGUUACGUCAAUAUCAAGGCAUGGAGCUGAAGACCUAAGUCUUCCUGAAGCGAUUCAGACGUUAAAAAAGAAAUUAGAAGAACUGAGCAUUGAUGACUGCUCAGAGCAGGCGAUUGAUGAUGAAAAUAUAAGGAUAAUUACAGUAGAAUAUUCACCAAGCUCUUCGCCAGGGAGCAUUUCGUCUAUUGAGCAGUCCACCCCUGUUAUAAAAUCUCAAGAAUAUCCUGAUUUGUUGUCACCGGAAACGAGGUUUAAGCUUAUGAGAAAGCUCCAUGCUGUGCAGGAGGAUAUGGAAGGGGAAGAAGAAAAUAUCAGAGAAAUUGAUGAGUCUACUGUAAUUUAUACGAAUGAAGAAGAAAACUUUAUGAAUAAUGCAAGGAGUGAAGCUAAUUCUGCAGCAAGCCCAGUUUAUCAUAUUCAUAUUGAGCCGAGUUUAAAUGCAGUGGCUGAGAGAUUAAGGAAGCUAAGGAGUGAUUCAGAAACGCCGGAGGAUUAUUAG